AUGACUGCGGGCGACGGGGGGGCGCACGGGGCCUGCGGGGACCUGGGCGCCCUCAAGCCGGUCGUGCGGAGCGUGUUCGAGGGGCGCGACGAGGGCGCGUCCCUUUCUAGGAAGAAACUGGCGAAGCAGGUGGGAAAGAAAGCCAGGGAUGCAGGGAUCGCGCCUGCCGUCGAAGACAGAGACAAGUUCACCAAGGAACUGAGGCGGAUCCUGGCGGACGCGUCUGCGCUGAAGAAGCUCGGUCUGCGAGAUGCUGGUGACGACGCGGUGGCGCUCAGGAAGAAGGGGGACAAGAAACGGGCGCGGGAGGAGAAGGCGGCGGACGGCGGGGCGGAGGAGAAGCAGAAGCGCUCGAAGCGGCAGAAGCGGGAGAAGGUCAAGGUGGUGAAGGAUGCAGACGAGUACGUGUUGCCGAAAGUGGACCCGACGAAGAUAUACAGCAUGACGGAGGACGAGAUCGAGUCCGCGGUGCGCACGGCGAUCCACGCGGUAGACGCCCGCUUCAAGGGCCUCGGGAGCCGCCGCAGCAGCGGAGAAAACCUGUGGAAGGUGCAGGACCAGCGCGACGACUUCAAGACGGGGCCGUACUCGCAGCAGGAGAAGGACAUCCUCCGCCUCGCGGUCAAGACGUUCGCGCAGGUCCGCGGGCUCAGCGCGACGGACCCGGCCCCGUGGCUCACGCGCUCCCAGAAGUACCCCGAGGCGCGGUGCUGCCACCACGUCUUCCACGAGGUACUGCCGCACCGCCGCCUGCGGUCGCUGCGGGAGGCCGCGAUCCGGAUGUUCCACCCGGACAACAACGCGGGCGCGUGGAGCGUCGAGGACGACCGGCGCCUGCUGCAGUUGGUGCGCGAACACGGGCGCCGCUGGAACAUGAUCGGCGGGCUGCUGGGGCGGUUCCACGCGUCGUGCAAGGACCGCUUCAAGGAGCUCAAGCCCGUCGCGGACACGCCGAUCGAUGAAGCGCUCGAGGACGAGGAUCCGAAGCAGGGGAUGAACAAGGAGAGGUUCAGCGAGGAGGAGAUCGAGGCGCUGCGGAGGAUCUUGCGGGAGCUGGUGGGCGAGGACGUAGACGUGCCCAAGGUCAGCUGGUCGGCCGUCAGCGACGCGAUGGUGCGCGAGGGACACCUCAGGAACGCGCGGCAGUGUCAGCGGUUCUACGACUACCACCUGGAGCAGUCGCUGAAGGCGGCGGGCAAGUGGGGGGCGGGGCAGGACGACGCGCUGUUGGACUUUCUGGUGCGCGGCGUGACGAAGAAGGGCUGGCUGUUCGAGUACCAGGUGCCGUGGGACAAGGCGGUGCGGGGGCGGAGCGCGGAGGUGUGCAAGCGGCGGUGGCUCGGCAUGAAGCGGGCGAUCAAGGGGGGAGUGUCCAUGGAGCUGGGAGAGGUGGUCCGGACGCUGGAGCAGCUGAGGGAGCACAAGCGGCGGAAGAAGGAGAGGGCGGAGGGCGGGGGAAAGUCUGGCGAGCAGGAGGGGGCGGGGAGUGAUGUCGAGGAGUGA
This is a messenger RNA of Pedinophyceae sp. YPF-701, 1503 nucleotides long. The record is from the annotation of a GenBank genome assembly. NCBI's taxonomy places the organism in Eukaryota, Viridiplantae, Chlorophyta, Pedinophyceae.